CUGAUCGACGACCAGCCGCUCACAGCUCACUCCGACGCGGUUGCUACGACGUGGGACUCUCGUUUUCCUGCUUCAGAUUGGCACAUAAUGGGAUGGAAAGCAGCUCAAAAACUGAUACAUCACUGGAAAAUUUUAAGAGGAGAUAAUGUGAUGAUUAUUAGGGGAAAAGAUAAGGGUGCAACUGGCACUAUUAAACGCGUCAUUCGUUCUCAAAAUCGUGUUAUUGUUGAGGGAAAGAACUUGGUAAAGAAGCAUAUAAAGCAAGGCCAAGGCCAUGAAGGCGGGAUUUUUACGGUAGAAGCCCCUCUUCAUGUCUCGAAUGUUCAAAUUGUUGAUCCAGUGACAAGGCAGCCGUGUAAGGUUGGAACUCGGUAUCAAGAAGACGGUACUAAAGUAAGAGUUUCAAGAGGUAUAGGGGCAUCAGGGACCAUAAUUCCUCGUCCCGAGAUUUUGAAGAUAAGGGUGACUCCACGUCCAACAACUGCUGGUCCGAAAGAUACUCCUAUAGAACUGGUGCACGAGAAAACAUACGAUGCUAAAACCGGGAAGGGGAUGCCGGAUCUUUAAUCAAACGCCUUUUGACCAUUAUUGGGCUUGUUUUCUAUUCUUACUCCAUUAGCCGUGUUUCUUGAGGUCUGGUUCAUUCGUCAAACAUGUUAACGAAUGCUUAUCCGAAUAGAUUUUCAGACCCAUUUUCGUAUUCCUUUUAGCUAGCAAGGCAGUGGUGAUUGAGGCUUUCGUACUUGUGUCAUAACAAUCCGUUGCAGAAAGUUUUCGACAAAGCGUGUUUGAACAUCGUCUAGUGAAAUUAUAAGGACCGGUCGGCCAUUUGCAGAAUUUUUUUAGCCGCGAUCGCUUAAAUCUUGCAUGAAAUGUGGUUUUUUUAUGAAAAACAUUCGAUGAUUGUUGCAGAAAUUUUAUGUUUAAACGAAAGAAAACGUAAAAUAUAAGGUUU
This is a messenger RNA of Cynara cardunculus var. scolymus (artichoke), 955 nucleotides long. RefSeq names its product 50S ribosomal protein L24. Gene Ontology annotation, cellular component: mitochondrion; ribosome. The record is from RefSeq and is a predicted model, not a curated record. The coding region runs from base 88 to 567 and encodes 159 amino acids. Lineage: Eukaryota; Viridiplantae; Streptophyta; Magnoliopsida; Asterales; Asteraceae. Gene Ontology annotation, molecular function: structural constituent of ribosome; RNA binding. The transcript is spliced from 6 exons. Gene Ontology annotation, biological process: translation.